AGUGGGGCACCGGGGAAGAGAGCCCGGCGUUUGCUCGGGGCAGCAGGGGGGUGGGGGGGAGGCGGUGGCGGCGGCUGUGGAGAAGGAGGAGGAGGAAGAGGAGGUGAAGAAGGAGGAGCAGGGCCAGCGGGAGGCAGCGGCGGCGACCCAGUCAGGGUGAUGGUGCAGGUGCCCGGGGCCGGCGCGGAGCUGCCGGGCUGAGGGGCUCGCGGUCCACCGUCCGCAGCGCCGCCGCGUCGCUCCCGGGGAACGGGCGAGCGGGCGGGAAGAUGCUGAGCAGGUUGAUGAGCGGCAGCAGCAGGAGCCUGGAGCGCGAGUACAGCUGCACCGUGCGGCUGCUGGACGACAGCGAGUACACCUGCACCAUCCAGAGAGAUGCCAAGGGCCAGUACCUGUUUGACCUUCUUUGCCACCACCUGAACCUCCUUGAGAAAGACUAUUUUGGAAUCCGCUUUGUAGACCCAGAUAAGCAGCGGCAUUGGUUGGAGUUUACCAAGUCUGUGGUGAAGCAGCUGAGAUCUCAGCCUCCGUUCACCAUGUGUUUCCGUGUGAAAUUUUACCCUGCGGACCCUGCUGCCCUGAAAGAAGAAAUAACCAGGUAUUUAGUCUUCCUACAGAUCAAAAGGGAUCUCUACCAUGGCCGUCUCCUCUGUAAAACAUCUGAUGCUGCCUUGUUAGCAGCUUAUAUCCUUCAAGCGGAGAUUGGAGAUUAUGACCCUGGGAAACACCCUGAAGGCUACAGCUCCAAGUUCCAGUUUUUUCCAAAGCAUUCUGAGAAGCUGGAAAAGAAAAUCGCUGAGAUUCACAAGACAGAACUCAGUGGCCAAACACCAGCAACAUCUGAGCUGAACUUCUUAAGAAAAGCGCAGACGCUGGAGACGUACGGAGUGGAUCCUCACCCGUGUAAGGAUGUUUCAGGAAACGCUGCAUUUCUGGCCUUCACUCCUUUUGGGUUUGUUGUUCUCCAAGGGAACAAGAGGGUCCAUUUCAUCAAGUGGAAUGAGGUGACCAAGCUGAAAUUUGAAGGGAAGACCUUUUAUUUAUAUGUAAGUCAGAAAGAGGAGAAGAAAAUUAUUCUCACAUAUUUUGCUCCAACUCCAGAAGCCUGCAAGCAUCUCUGGAAAUGUGGAAUUGAGAACCAAGCCUUCUACAAGCUGGAGAAGUCGAGCCAAGUCCGCACAGUGUCCAGCAGCAAUUUAUUCUUUAAAGGGAGCCGGUUCCGAUACAGUGGCCGAGUGGCAAAGGAAGUCAUGGAGUCAAGUGCCAAGAUCAAACGGGAGCCACCAGAGAUACACAGGGCAGGGAUGGUUCCCAGCCGGAGCUGCCCCUCUAUCACCCAUGGCCCUCGGCUGAGCAGUGUCCCCAGGACUCGAAGAAGAGCUGUGCACAUCUCCAUCAUGGAAGGCCUCGAGUCCCUACGCGACAGCGCCCAUUCUACUCCUGUGCGUUCCUCUUCCCAUGGGGACACCUUCCUGCCCCAUGUGAGAGGCAGCCGGGCAGACAGCAAUGAGCGAGUAGCUGUGAUUGCGGAUGAGGCCUACAGCCCUGCCGACAGCAUGCUGCCCACCCCCGUGGCCGAGCACAGCCUGGAGCUGAUGCUGCUGUCCCGGCAGAUCAACGGGGCCACCUGCAGCAUUGAGGAGGAAAAGGAGUCUGAGGCCAGCACCCCGACUGCUGCAGAGAUGGAGGCCCUUGGAGGAGAGCUAAGGGCCCUGUGCCAGGGGCACGGCGGGCCAGAGGAGGAACAGGUGAAUAAGUUUGUUUUAAGUGUCCUGCGUUUGCUCCUUGUGACCAUGGGACUCCUCUUUGUUUUGCUCCUCCUCCUGAUCAUCCUUACCGAGUCUGACCUUGACAUUGCCUUUUUCCGCGAUAUCCGCCAGACCCCCGAGUUUGAACAAUUCCACUAUCAAUACUUUUGUCCCCUCAGGCGAUGGUUUGCCUGCAAAAUCCGCUCAGUGGUGAGCCUGCUCAUUGACACCUGAGAAGGCAUGGCUCCUCCCAAUAACUAGCCAGGUGGACCAGGGAGCCCAGCUACCAUUCCCAGCAAUGGGACCCAUCGCGGACCAUCGGCACAUAUACCAAGCCCUUCUCUCAUGACUCAAAAGUCCACUGCAGCCUAGGAGGGUUGUUUCCCAGAAGAAGAAAAGGAUAGGCUUGUGCCCCGUUAACCCAACCGGGAAAACUCACUUUCUUCCAAGGUUCUUUCAAGGAAGGCUCACCAACUCUGUAUCUCAUCCUUUUUGAUUCGCAGGAUAAUUUGGGGUUUUGAAUUUUGAUUUUUCAUAGAUGUGUAUUAUUUUGAAAGUAUCCAAAUAAAAAUGGUUUAUUUUACUAUUA
Dipodomys ordii (Ord's kangaroo rat) is the source of this 2337-nucleotide messenger RNA. RefSeq names its product FERM domain containing 5 (gene Frmd5). Lineage: Eukaryota; Metazoa; Chordata; Mammalia; Rodentia; Heteromyidae. The record is from RefSeq and is a predicted model, not a curated record. Bases 270 to 1982 code for a protein of 570 amino acids. Gene Ontology annotation, molecular function: cytoskeletal protein binding. The transcript has 14 exons. Gene Ontology annotation, cellular component: cytoskeleton.